AUGGCGCCGGUGAGGGUGCCCUCGUCCAAGGAGCGGGAGAACAACCGGCGCCGGGAGCGCCGCCGCCGUAUGGUGACGUCGAGGAUCUUCUCCGGCCUGCGCGCCCACGGCAACUACAUCCUCCCCAGGCACUGCGACAACAACGAGGUGCUCAGGGCGCUCUGCGACGAGGCCGGCUGGAUCGUCGAGGCCGACGGCACCACCUACCGCAGGGGAUGCAGGCCUCCGCCUCAUAUGCGUGGUGGCUUUGGCGGGUCUGCUCCGGUGAGCCCCGGCUCGUCCUACCCCGUGACCCCGACAGCCCCCUACGGCCUGGGCUCGGGGUCCCCCUACCUCACGCUGGGCGGCGGGGGCGGCCUCUUCUACGGCGCCGCCGGCAGGGCCGAGGCCGGCAGCCACGGCCUCGCCGACUGGUUCAGGAGGCUGCCCGGCGCGCCGGACGGUGGCGCGAGCUCGUCCAGCGCGCCGGUGACGCCGCAGAACGGCUCCCCGCCGCAGAGCAUGUUGGCGCGCUGGGCCGCGGAAAACAACGCUGCUGCCGGCGCCUCCAACCUGCAGCCGCGCCGGGCCGCCGGCCUCAGCCUCUACGCCUCCCAGCAGCGGCCCAUGCCCAUCACCAUGCCGCCGAGCCCCGUCAGCGGCGGGGCCCCGGUCGCAAAUGCGGUCGACCCGAUGAGGCUGCUGGCGGGGAUCCAGAGAUCCACCGCCGCCGCCGCUGCAGCCGCAGCCGCCAAUAACAACAGGGUGCGGGCCUACAGCCCCCUCGGGACGCCGGUCCGCCCGUCUUUGUUUGUUGCCGGGGCUCCCUCCUCUAUGCUGCGCGCUCCGGGGCCGGUGCAGGGCAGCGGCGGCCAGUGGGCGGCGCCUGCGCCGGCAGCCCGAGCCGGCGGCGGAGGCGACGUGGAGAUGGCGCCGCGCGAGUUCUCGUUCGCGUGGGAGGGGGAGGCAGUAAGCCAGGACUACGCCGACGAGGACGCCCUGGAGCUGACCCUGGGGAACUCGAGGACCCGCGCCGACCGCGCCUGA
Messenger RNA from Panicum hallii, 1026 nucleotides. Its product is annotated as protein BZR1 homolog 4-like. Gene Ontology annotation, biological process: brassinosteroid mediated signaling pathway; DNA-templated transcription. Lineage: Eukaryota; Viridiplantae; Streptophyta; Magnoliopsida; Poales; Poaceae. Gene Ontology annotation, molecular function: DNA-binding transcription factor activity. The transcript has 2 exons. The record is from RefSeq and is a predicted model, not a curated record. The coding region runs from base 1 to 1026 and encodes 341 amino acids.